CUACCUCGCCGGCGCGCGGUAGAAAUAGCCCCAACCGACCCCACCCCGAGGCAGCAAAUAGCAUCACGUCUCCUCACGCCGGAGAGAGAGAGAGAGAGAGAGAGAGAGACGCCGGCAAUGGCGGAGUGGAGGAACAUGGCGGCGGGGGCGGCGGGUGGCAGCUUCACCUACAUCAACGAGACGACCGCGAUUGCGGGGUCCAUCAUUGUCGCCCGCCUGCAGUACGGCCUGGCCGCCGAGGACUGCCGCGGAUUCGGCCCGGGCGUGCACCCGCCGCCCAACGCCGGCCAGGGCGCUUCAGCAGGCGGCCCCAUCAUCGACCUCGCCAUCGCCCGGGUCAAGCGCGUCCGCAGGCUCCACGCCGUCCUGGGCAACGUCUUCUCCCUCUGCGUCGCGCGCAUCGGGCUCCAGGGCAACGCGCUGGGGCGGUGGAACAGCUGGCAACUCCAACACGCCGACGCCGCCCGCCGCGCGGAGACGGCGCUGCAGCGCCUGCUCUCCGCGAGGUCGCACGGCCAUGCGGCCUUCAGCGUCUUCCAGGUCAUGCUCAGGCCGCCGUCGCCGCCAGCAGUCGCCCACGCCUGGGCGCCCGCGGCCGAGCAGCUCCUGCUCCGCGCGAUCGACGAUCUGGCUGCGGCGGAGGCCGCGCUGGGGCAGAUGCGCCCGGCCAUCGUCGCCCAGUACAUCCACGCCUGGGUGCUUCUGCACGGCUGAUAGCGCGCGCGGCGGCGAUCACCGAUCUCUCUUCUGCUUUGUUCUUCCCGGCCCGUCUCGGGUUUCCGUCGAUCAAGGUUCAUGUGCUAUGUCGAUCUGCUAACUGUGAUUACGAUGCACUAGCGCUACUAUUAGUUUCAGUUUGUGCUCAAAGAUUUGAUCCAAAACUGCUCGGUGGAUCAAGUCGAUCGACUCGAGCUUCUCUUGACUCUUGAUACGGCUGAGAAUUACAUCUCUUUGCUUGAUUAGUAGUAGUACUCAAUCUCUUGAAUCUUGAUCAGUUAGAUACAGUUUGUAGCUGCUGCAACUUGUUUCUACAAUCAGCUUAAACCCAAUAGAUUCUGUUAGCUACAUGGUGGAUGCAUCAUCUUUGAAGUUGAAGGUUCAGGUGCUAUGUGGAUCUGUGAUUACGGUGUACUGCCAUAUAUAGUUUCAUU
Messenger RNA from Triticum aestivum (bread wheat), 1151 nucleotides. RefSeq lists its product as uncharacterized. The record is from RefSeq and is a predicted model, not a curated record. The transcript has a single exon. NCBI's taxonomy places the organism in Eukaryota, Viridiplantae, Streptophyta, Magnoliopsida, Poales, Poaceae. The coding region runs from base 118 to 714 and encodes 198 amino acids.